CAGCACUAACCUUCCCACCCUGCUUUCCGCCAGCUCGCCCAGAAGUACGACCCGCAGAAGGAGGCCGAGCUGAGGACAUGGAUCGAGAACAUCACUGGGCAGCAGAUCGGCCCCGACUUCCAGAAGGGGCUGAAGGACGGUGUCCUCCUCUGCGAGCUCAUGAACAAGCUGAAGCCCGGCUCGGUGAGGAAGAUCAACCGCUCGGCUCAAAACUGGCACCAGCUGGAGAACCUCUCCAACUUCAUCAAGGCCAUGACCAGCUAUGGCAUGAACCCUGUCGACCUCUUUGAAGCCAACGACCUCUUCGAGAGUGGGAACAUGACCCAGGUGCAGGUCUCCCUGCUGGCUCUGGCGGGCAUGGCCAAGACCAAGGGGAUCCAGAGCGGGGUGGACAUCGGGGUGAAGUACUCGGAGAGGCAGCAGAGGAACUUCGACGAGGCCAAGAUGAAAGCCGGGCAGUGCGUGAUCGGGCUCCAGAUGGGCACAAACAAGUGCGCUAGCCAGUCGGGCAUGACGGCCUACGGCACCAGGAGGCACCUCUAUGACCCGAAAAACCAGAUCCUGGCCCCCAUGGACCAUUCCACUAUCAGCCUUCAGAUGGGUACCAACAAGUGCGCCAGCCAGGUGGGCAUGACGGCCCCCGGCACGAGGAGGCACAUCUACGACACCAAGAUGGGCACGGAGAAGUGCGACAACUCUUCCAUGUCCCUCCAGAUGGGCUACAACCAGGGAGCCAACCAGAGCGGCCAGGUCUUCGGCUUGGGCCGCCAGAUCUACGACCCCAAGUACUGCCCCCAGGGCAACCCGGGCGACGCGGCCAACGCCGCCUGCGACGAGAGCAUGGACCCACCCGAGUACCACUACUACCGAGAGGAGGAAGAGAGUUACUGAGGGGGGGCCCUCCCUAACCCCACCUAACCCCUCCCGUCCCACCCUAGCUCACUCACAGAUCCUAGUUGCCGGCAACAUCCCAGCAUCUCCCCUCUCUCUCUCUUUUUAAAACUCUUUUUAUACUGAAUCUUUUUCUAAGCAAGGAAACACCCCUCUGUGUAGAGAGAAGAGUUGGCUGUUUAGCCCCUUGGGAGUUGUCCCAAAGGGCAGUGCCCCCAAAUUCAGCCCGGUAGUCUUCUAUUAGGCAGGAUUUUAGAUGCCCAUAAGUACCCCGUCUCUAGCCCUCCAGGACCGUGCGUGCCAGGGAAGCAUUAGCAGAGCAGGGCAUGCAAUGGAUUGCAGCCUCCCAGCAUUGCAGGCCUGUGUUGCAACCGUGCGGCUGCUCCUUCACGCUCUGAAGGUGCCUUUGGAAGCUGCCUAGCCAGGGCUGGGCGGCAGCUGGGGAUUGAGGGCAUCUGAUAAACAGGAUGCAAUUGGGAAGGGCAGGCCAGGCCAGGGAACUUCAAAAGGAUGGGAGGCAAAUCAUGCUGUGUCAGAUCUAUUAACUUCUGCAUCUCUUCCAAGCUCUCAUGGGGACCAAUGAAAAUAUAUAUCUUUCUAUACAUAUAUAUAUAUAUAUUUUUAUCGAGGCCAAAAGCAAAGCCCAAAGGCUGUGCUCUCCUGUGUAUGUGUUUUUUUUGGUUUGUUUGUUUUUUUUAAAGGGAAGCAGACUAGCAAGGCGUUGUGAAGAUAAGGACCAAGUUUAUCCGCUCUUCAUCUCUAUUCCAAAAAGUCCAGUGCUCCCUGAAGAAGAGAGAAGGAGAAAUUUUAACUGCCCCUGACACUGGAGUGGGGGUCUGAGUCUGCUGCAUUAUUCACAGCAGGGUCGGGCCUCAGGAGGCUGGAUCUGUUCACCCAUAGAGGAUGGAUAUGGGUGAAUGGAUAUGGGUGACGCAACGGAUGGAUAUGUUGCAAUGGCAGUGGUUUUUUACAGAUGUUUUUUAAUAUAGCUGCUCUUCCGGCUAAGACUCGCUCUAUUUAAACCUCCAGGAAAUGUCUUGCGCGCGUCUGGCCUUGCUGGCACUCUCAUAGAUGUAGGGUCAGAAGGGACCUUGCAGAUCUUCUAGUCCGACCCCUGCCCCGGGCAGGAGAGAAAACUGGGCUCAAAUGACCCCAGCUAGGUAGUUGUCAAGCCUCCUCUCUUGGGGUGCCAGCUCCCCAUACUGCCUUCUAGGUUAGGCUUGUCUAAACCAGCCCCCCGGUGAUGGGAGGCCGUGAGCCCCUAAGAACUGGAUGGGACAUCUGCUGCAGUGGCAGCCAGGAGCCUGGCGAUGGAGACUCCCUGGGCUCCUGGAAGGUCAAGUGCCAUGCGUUCCUCCAGAGGCAGUGGUGCCUCUGGAGGUGGUGCCUUGGAAUUUUUUUUUUUUUUAAUAAAAUGUGAAAUGUAAUAUUUGAACAUGGGCAAUAAAUGCUGUAGAAAGGA
Gavialis gangeticus (Gharial) is the source of this 2353-nucleotide messenger RNA. RefSeq names its product calponin 2 (gene CNN2). Lineage: Eukaryota; Metazoa; Chordata; Crocodylia; Gavialidae. The record is from RefSeq and is a predicted model, not a curated record. Gene Ontology annotation, molecular function: protein binding. The coding region runs from base 160 to 891 and encodes 243 amino acids. The transcript is spliced from 6 exons.